UACAACUCCCAGAAUACCUCUGUGCAACCUUACGCUCUCUUCUUCCUGUUUUAGUGCUGCAGCUGGAAAAAAUGGCAGCAGAAACAGGCAAAUACAGGGGUGCUGUUAGCAAAAACAAAGACCCCUCUGGGCUUCUUAUCUCCGUCAUAAGGACUUUGUCCAACAGCGAUGACGUGCAGGACAGGGAGACAGAAAAGGGUCGCCUGGAGGAAGCCUUUGAAACCUGCGAUAGGGAUCUAGAUACACUGAUUGUUCAGCAUUAUGCAGAACUCACUACUGCCAUCGGGACCUAUCAGAGCAUCACAGAGCGAAUCACCAGCUCCCGCAAUAAGAUUAAACAGGUAAAGGAGAACCUGCUGUCUUGCAAAAUGCUUCUCCACUGUAAGAGGGACGAGCUGAGGAAGCUUUGGAUAGAAGGUAUCGAACACAAGCAUGUCCUCCAGCUGCUGGACGAAAUUGAAAGCAUCAAACAGGUUCCUCAACGCCUGGAGACCUAUAUGGCAAGCAAGCACUACCUUCAUGCCACUGAUAUGUUGGUGACAGCCGUGGAGUCCCUGGAAGGCCCCUUGUUUCAGGUUGAGGGGCUUGGAGAUCUCCGCCUGGAGCUCAAAAACAAGAAGCUUAACAUCCACUUAGUGCUCAUUGAUGAGCUGCACCGGCACCUCUACAUCAAGUCCACAAGUCGCCUCGGACACAAGAACAAGGACAAAAACGCUGCCCGAGUUCCAGGGUCCUUGACCAAAGAUACAUCUCCCAUGUCUGUUUUGGAAGUGAGCAGCCUGUCGACUCCACGCAAGCUUCUGGAUUCUUCACAGUUCAGCACACCUGGAUCCGGCAGUGUGCGUGAGCAGCAGCAGGAUAUUUGGGAUCUGAGUCAAGCAGAUCUUUCUGAGGUGGAUCCAGAGGAAAACAGCGCUGAGUUCAUGGGAAUUCUCAUCAAGGCUCUUGCCAAACUAAAGAAGCUUCCCGAAACCACUAAAGCCAUAAUGGAGCGACUGGAGCCCGAACUGAAACAGAUCGUCAAGAGAUCCACCACUCAGAUAGCAGAUCACGCUUACCAGAGAGGAGAAAACCUAGCCCAGGAGAGCCAGCCAAGGCUGCUGUUGGAUCUGCUGGAGCUUUUGUUUGACAAGUUCAAGGCGGUUGCCCAGGCUCACAGUGUGGUGCUGGCCCACAUGCAGCAGAUCGCUGCACAAACUCCGGCUGUGACCCAUGAGGAGGAGAUCAAGCUCUACGAGCAGGCUGAUGUUUCUGCCAAAAUCCAGGCUGUGCUGCAGGUUCUGUUGAUGGAGUAUCUGGAUGUGAAGAACAGCCGCAGUUCCACUGAGCAGACUGCUCAGCUCUCCUAUGCGAGCACUGGCAGUGAGUUUGCUGCCUUCUUUGCAAAGAAAAAACCCCAGCGUGCCAAACAGUCGCUGUUCAAGUUUGAAUCAUCGUCCCAUGCAAUCAGCAUGAGUGCCUACCUGAGGGAACAAAGAAGAGAACUUUACAGCAAAAGCGGAGAAUUACAAGGUGGUGCUGAUGACAACCUGAUUGAAGGUGGAGAAAUGAAGUUUGUGUGCAAGCCAGGAGCGAGGAACAUCACCGUGAUCUUCCAGCCUCUUCUAAGGUAAAUAAAAGAAUAGUUUCUUAAUUUUCAAACAAAUAAAAA
Molecule: messenger RNA, 1651 nt
Organism: Cyprinodon variegatus (sheepshead minnow)
Lineage: Eukaryota; Metazoa; Chordata; Actinopteri; Cyprinodontiformes; Cyprinodontidae
Gene: exoc4
Product: exocyst complex component 4
Exons: 11
Coding region: 72-1613 (513 amino acids)
Biological process (GO): chemical synaptic transmission; exocytosis; Golgi to plasma membrane transport
Cellular component (GO): synapse; growth cone membrane; exocyst
Source: RefSeq, a predicted model, not a curated record